Molecule: messenger RNA, 1449 nt
Organism: Cyprinodon variegatus (sheepshead minnow)
Lineage: Eukaryota; Metazoa; Chordata; Actinopteri; Cyprinodontiformes; Cyprinodontidae
Product: integrin alpha-6-like
Exons: 13
Coding region: 51-1421 (456 amino acids)
Biological process (GO): cell-cell adhesion; cell-matrix adhesion; leukocyte migration
Cellular component (GO): integrin complex; external side of plasma membrane
Molecular function (GO): integrin binding
Source: RefSeq, a predicted model, not a curated record
CUCUGUGGAAAUCUACUGAAACGACCUCAGGGAGUUCAGAUCAGUCCAAUAUGGAUCCUGUCCUAAACAUCUACGGCCAAAGCACUGCUGUGGCUGAGAUUACUCUAAUAAAUCAGGGUUGUGGCAGUGACAACCUCUGCCAGAGCAAUCUAGAGUUAAACUACAAGUUCUGCUCAAAGAAGACACAAAAUGACCAAAAUAUUUUCCAAUCACUUGUUGGAGAUGAUGGUGUCGCUGUCAUCACUCCUUCGGGUGAAGAAAUUGCUUUGGAGAUUACUGUGACAAACAGAGAUGGGGAUGAUGCUCAUCAGUGUCACUCCGUCAUUAUGCUCCCAGAUACGGUGCGCUACUCAUCGGUUUUGUCCAGCAGAGGAGAGGAAGACAUCAGCUGUACAGCCAAUGACAACGGAACGCUGAUAGACUGCCAUCUUGGAAAUCCUCUCCAAAGAGACGCUGAGGUUACCUUUCACAUCAUGCUAACAACAUCUGGUAUCACACUGAAUACGAAUAUGGUCAAUGUCACCCUGCAACUUAAAACAACAAGCAUACAGACGAUACCGCCGGUCGAGGCGUUGGCCAAAGUGGUUUUUGAGCUGGAGCUGCAAGUUUAUGGGCAACUAAGCCCAUCCCAAGUCUCACUCAGUGAUAUUGUGAAGGGGGAAAGUGGCAUCAAGUCUAUAGAGGAAAUUGGCCCAUCAGUUCAGUAUGAAUUCAGGAUUACAAACCUAGGCAGGCCACUAAAUUCUUUUGCAAAUGCAUCCCUUAACAUUAAUUGGCCAAAGGAGAACUCGGUGGGAAAAUGGCUGCUGUACUUAGUUCACAUAAGCAGUGAGGGAGUUCAUGCUGUCCCUUGUACCAGUGCUGAUGAGAUCAAUCCACUCAAACCAGUAAAGGGUUGGGAUGCUCCACCAAGGCAAAGACGUGAAGCAGAGCUUGAAGCUGUGUCAACUGAUGGGCUUUCAUUUCUUCCAUUAAGAAGAAAAUAUAAAACUUUGUCAUGCUCAGAUGGACUGAGGUGUGUUCAGAUCCACUGCCCCCUGCUAAGUCUAGACACUACUGCACGUAUCGUCCUUCACUCUCGCCUUUGGAAUGCAACUAUGGCUGAGGAUUACAGCUCCUUUAAUUACAUCAGUAUUGUUGUGGAAGCGUAUCUAAGCCUAAGUAGCUCCUUCGAGAAUAUUGGACUGAAACCAAAAAAACCAUUUACUCAGGUAAAGCUGACAGUGUUCCCUGUGAGAAAAGUUGAAAUCUUGACCAAAGUUGCCUGGUGGAUCAUCCUUCUGACCAUCCUGUCCCUGCUGCUGUGUUUGGUUUUUAUUGGCUACUUAUUAUGGAAGCGGGACUGCAUCCACAGCCUUGCCCAUAAAAAGCAGUCGCAUGUUCAAGAUCUGAAAGCAGAGUUGGCUCCUCUCCAAGGUUAAAGUAAAUGUCUCAAAAGUUAGAUGAUAA